Rodentolepis nana is the source of this 1593-nucleotide messenger RNA. NCBI's taxonomy places the organism in Eukaryota, Metazoa, Platyhelminthes, Cestoda, Cyclophyllidea, Hymenolepididae. The record is from the annotation of a GenBank genome assembly.
UUUAAUAAGUGUCCGAACGUUGUACUCGCUAAACAUCUAGUUACUCGAGAUGAUAGAGCGACCAACAUUUCCAAAGAUGGUAGAUUUUCUGGUUGCACAAUAUGGUUCACUGGUCUAAGUGGAGCAGGUAAAUCAGCACUUGCAUUCGCUCUUGAGAAGAGAUUAAUAGCAAUGGGCAUCAACGCUUACUCCCUUGAUGGUGAUAACAUCCGUCUUGGUCUCAAUAAAGACCUCAAAUUUUCGAAUAAAGAUCGCGCUGAGAAUAUUCGUCGAAUCGCUGAAGUGGCUAAGCUCUUCGCUGAUUCUGGCCUGGUCACUCUCACGAGUUUCAUCAGUCCAUUCGAAAAUGAACGUCGAUUUGCUCGAGAGUUGCAUGCCAAGUGUGGACUCCCCUUCUUCGAGGUGUAUUUGUCCACUCCUUUGGAGGUUUGUGAAGCUCGUGACACGAAGCAGCUUUACGCUAGGGCUCGACGUGGGGAGAUUCCGGACUUUACUGGGAUUAGUUCACCUUAUGAGCCACCUAUUAAUCCGGAAGUUUCUCUAAACACUGCUGAGAUCAGCUUGGAGGAGUGUGUUGAGAGACUUAUCCGAGUCAAUAUUUGUGAACUAUAUGUCCCUGAGCCAGAAAAGAAGGCACUACUGGAAGAAUCAAGGGCCUAUCCACAAUUGGAAAUAACAAAAAUCGAUCUCCAAUGGAUUCAAAUUCUCGCUGAAGGUUGGGCAUCUCCUUUGCGUGGAUUUAUGCGUGAAACCGAGUACCUUCAAGUUCUUUUUUUUGGCGGAUUAGUUGAGGGAAUAAUCAAAGUGUCCUAUUUAUUGUUUUAUUUAGGACGUGGUAUGUACAGCAAUCUUCCAAUUCCAAUAGUCCUUCCAGUUUCGGAGGAAGACAAGAAUCGAUUGUCAACGGAUGUUAAACACAUCACUCUGACCUACCGUCAAAAGGUCAUGGCUGUGCUUCAAAAUAUCGAAUUCUACCCGCACAGAAAGGAGGAGAGAUGCAAUCGAAUCUUUGGAAUUUGCGAUCGAGGUCAUCCAACUAUCGAUCAGAUCAUGUCAACCGGCGAUUGGUUGGUGGGUGGUGAUUUGAAGGUUUUCGAGAAAGUGGUCUGGAAUGAUGGACUUGACCAAUUCCGCUUGAGUCCACUCUUAUUGCGCGAGAAAUUCAAGGAGCUUGAGGCGGAUUGCGUUUUCGCAUUUCAACUUCGAAAUCCAAUCCACAAUGGCCACGCUCUUCUGAUGCAAGAGACUCAUCGACGAUUGAAAGAGGAACGAGGUUUCAAUCAUCCUCUAUUACUCCUUCAUCCUCUAGGAGGCUGGACUAAACCUGACGAUGUUCCACUGAACAUUAGAAUUCGCCAACACCAAGCUUGCCUACAGGAUGGUAUUCUAGAUCCAAAAUCAACUCUUCUAGCCAUCUUUCCUUCACCAAUGAUCUACGCUGGCCCGAGAGAGGUUCAGUGGCAUGCCAGAUGUCGGCAGGUUGCUGGAGUUCAAUUCUAUAUUGUUGGACGUGAUCCAGCUGGACUUCCGCAUCCUUCUCGUCCAGGUGUGGAUCUCUACGACCCCACUCAUGGAGCUAAGGUGUGUCUUUAA